GGCAGCAGAGCGGUGUAUCCAAUCACAAGCGCGCUCGGAGUGACGUCGGAGAUGUAAACAAACAGAGGCAGCGCGGCCAUUACAGUCAGAGUCCGCCAGAGUUCAACGUUUGAGCCGCUGCCGUCGAACAAACCGGGCUGUCAGGUCUGUGAGAGGAGGGACAUGAAAGACCCGAGCUACAGCAGCAUCGCCCCGAAAAUGACGAUCAGCAACGAGGUGAUCCUGAGCAGCCAGUUCCCGUCCGAGGACGACCCGUUCGCUGAGUACCUGUGGAUGGAGAACGAGGAGGAGUUCAACCGGCAGGUGGAGGAGGAGCUGUGGGAGGAGGAGUUUAUCGAGCGCUGUAUCCAGGAGCUGCUGGAGGAGGAGGAGCAGUGGGAGUGGUUCAUCCCGUCCAGAGACCUCCCCCCUCAGACGGUGGCUCAGCUGCAGGAUCAGAUCAGCCUGCUGGUUCUGGACGCCGACGUCGUGGUGAACAGCAGUCUGAACCCCAACGCCAAGGAGUUCAUCCCGGGGAUCCAGAAACACGCCAUGUGACCCCGCCCCGGCCCCGCCCCCUCCCCCCAGUCCGCACUGUGACGUCAUCAAGAUGUCUGCCGUAUUUUCCAGUUGCCACUCGACCUUCAGACUGACGUGUUGCCAAAGUUCUGCGUCGCCUCGCAUGUGUUCAGAGUCCUGUUACUGCAGCCCCCCCCCCCCGACUGAUCACCUUCACUUUAAGGAACCCGUUUGUGUUUCGACCCUCUGAUCCACAUUCUGAGUGUUUAUUUGCACUUUUAUAAAAACCUAAAAACAAGCGUUGUGUUCGGACGUUCUGUAGAGUUCAGAGCCGGCUGUUUUGGUCUUUGCAUUUGUUGUCUGUGCUUUUCCCAGCAUCCUUUGUGUGUUUGGGUCCCUGCUGACCCUCCGAGCCGCCUCAUUAAGCGUUUUGUUUUUUUCUAAAGGCACAUAAAGUACUGUAUAAAAAGUCAUAUAAAGCAAAACGUUGUAAAAAAAAAAGAUCUAUUUUUUCUGAAUCUAUUUGAAAAUAAAUGUUUAUGGAGAAAAAGUCUCA
This is a messenger RNA of Micropterus salmoides (largemouth bass), 1054 nucleotides long. Its product is annotated as polyadenylate-binding protein-interacting protein 2-like. Lineage: Eukaryota; Metazoa; Chordata; Actinopteri; Centrarchiformes; Centrarchidae. Bases 163 to 537 code for a protein of 124 amino acids. Gene Ontology annotation, cellular component: cytoplasm. Gene Ontology annotation, molecular function: mRNA regulatory element binding translation repressor activity. The transcript has 4 exons. Gene Ontology annotation, biological process: negative regulation of translational initiation. The record is from RefSeq and is a predicted model, not a curated record.